UACAAGCCUCCAGAAGCCUCAGCACCUGUGAGUCCAUUGGGAAGCCCCAGCCAGUCUGAGAGCCAGGCCCAGGAGGAGCAAUCAGCAGUGAGAACUACCAAAAUCCCUUCUGAGGAAGACCACCAUGAGCCUCAGGAAAAGAUCAGCACAGACACAGAUGUGGGAGUCUCCUGUGAUGUCCCAGGGGAAACAGUCCCUGCUGGAGCGGCCUUUAAAAGAGUCCCUGCCCAAGGACUCUGGCCUCAAAGCAGCUCCCAGCACACAUACUCUUUAUGUGGGCCACUUAAACCCCCAGUUCUCUGUGCCCGUGCUUGCUUGCUUGCUGCGAGACACACUAGAGCGGCUGGAGCUGCCAGUGGCCCGUGAGCAAAUCGAGGUAGUGAGGCGGCCACGGAACACUUACGCGCUGGUCCAGGUGGCUGCCCCCAAGGCAGUGCUGGCCUCCCUCCCCUGGCGCCUGCAGAUGGCCUUGGAGGAGCAACUAAUCCUCAAAGAGCUCACAGCCCGCGGCAAGGAGCUGGUGCUGAAUGAGGGCUUGGAGUCGGUACACCACAGGGAGACAAAGCAGAAGCCACAGAGGGACUCAGGCCACAGCCCCGGCCCCAGCCCCGGCUUCAGGCGCUCACCACUGCCCCACGUGGCAGAGCCUCCUCCUAACUGGGGCUCGGCUGGCCGUCGGCAGAUGUCGCAGAUGUCUCAGAACCGACCCAGUGGCGUACGCUCUGACAGUGCCAUUGUGCACCAGAAGAUCCUGGGCCAAGAGCAGCUAUUCCAGGGUGCCUUCCUCGGCAGCGAGACACGCAACAUGGAGUUUAAGAGAGGCGGUGGUGAGUACCUGAGCCUGGCUUUCAAGCACCAUGUGCGGCGCUACGUAUGUGCCUUUCUCAACAGUGAGGGUGGCAGCCUGCUGGUAGGUGUUGAGGACAGUGGCCUGGUGCAGGGCAUCCACUGCAGCCAUCGUGAUGAGGACCGCACACGCCUGCUGGUAGACUCCAUCCUGCAGGGCUUCAAACCCCAGGUCUUUCCUGAUGCCUACACCCUCACCUUCAUCCCUGUCAUAAGCACAACCAUGACCAGCACGCCUCUCAAGGUACUCCGCCUGACGGUGCACACCCCCAAGGCUCAGGGUGAGCCACAGCUGUACGAGACAGACCAGGGAGAGGUAUUUCUAAGGCGUGACGGGAGCAUCCAGGGCCCACUGUCCGUUGGCGCCAUCCAGGACUGGUGCAGGCAGAAGUGGACAAUGGAGCUGGGCAAGCUGGAAGAGAAGGUGAAGGUGUUAACGCUGGAAAAGGAACAGCUUCAGCAGCAGUUGAGACAGCGGCAGCCACUGUCCUGCAGCUGCUGUGUCCUGUGAGGACAUGAAGAUGUGGGCUAAGACUU
Apodemus sylvaticus (European woodmouse) is the source of this 1383-nucleotide messenger RNA. RefSeq names its product schlafen like 1 (gene Slfnl1). The coding region runs from base 125 to 1357 and encodes 410 amino acids. The transcript is spliced from 5 exons. NCBI's taxonomy places the organism in Eukaryota, Metazoa, Chordata, Mammalia, Rodentia, Muridae. The record is from RefSeq and is a predicted model, not a curated record.